UUCUCUCCUCCUUUCGAAAACGUAAUACGGUUACGAGUCAACGUUGUGUAUUUCAGAGUACGUAGGAAAACAAACAUCCCCUUGGGUAGAAAAAAGAAAAUAUUAUAUACCAGAUAUAUAGGAGAAUUUUAAAAGGCACGUGGUGGAAGGUUAGAAUAGAGGAAGGGGAAAGAGAGAGGAAGGGAUUCUCGAAUCGUCUCUCGUGGCUACACCGUACCGGUGCUGGCAGUACCCAUACCGUCCGUAGUACUUUCGCCUCGAUCGAGAAAAAGUCUGGUGAGAAGGCUUCCGAGGACGCGCGUGCGCGAGCUCGUACCGGGAAGAAAAGUACGACGCGACGCGACACUACACGGCACAACAGCGGACGUACAGCAAGGAAGAAAACGACGGCCGCAACCGCGUGGGGGUGUUGGGUGUGUGUCGUCCCUGCGUGCAACAUUUAACAAUCGACGAAUAGAACGUGAGAGAGAGAGAGAGAGAGAGAGAGGGAGCGAGCGAGCGAGAGUGGGGGAAAGGCAAGCUAGAGCGCGCGGGUGUCUCGUCGUUCCUAACGAUAUUCCACACCGGCCGAAUACCACCAUGCGCUCGAAGCACGGCACGAUGUUAACGCUCCUCGCUUCGUCGAUGGCCUGAGCGAUCGCGGAUACGCUCGUGGUUAGGAUUCUCGCUCUCGCCUUUUCUCUUCGGUACGAACGAGAAGAUAAGUUCGGUGAGUCAUUCAUGAAACCGGCGAGUACUGGCGUUAUCUUACGUUUCUUCGCCGUUGGAAAGUAACGAGUGUUGUUUCGACAAGUUUUAAACGGAAGUGAGAAACGUGAAGGAUCGAGGGAAGGAGAAAACUCCGCGUAGAGAGACGGACGGACAGGUAGUAGGAGCGGAGGGAAUAAGAGGGAAGAGAGGGAAGAGAGGGACGGACGGACGGACGGACGGACAGCAGAGAGACGGAGUAUAUCGAGGAGGUGGGACCACCCCGUUGCCUCGUGUUUUUGUCUCUCCGCGCGUGCGAUUCAAGAUGGCGGCGAAGGUGGUCAGCAGCGGCGCUCAGGGAAGUACCGAGCGAGAGGAGGGCCCUGGGGUGUCCUACGCCAGCGUAGUCAAUCCGAAAGCAGCUUCGAACGAGACUACUGCCGGCAGAGUGGUGUCCUCGAGCAAGGGGAACAACAAGGAAAAUAUAGGCGGUCAAUUUGCCGCUCGUCAGUCAAACGCGACCGUUAAAGAACGCAUCGUCUCGUCGCAAAAUCUUCCUACCAAGGGUAAAUCGUAUCAGAGAGCUGGGAGACGAUUCGCUACAGCCACGCAACCGCAACAACUUGGAGCGGACAAGUGCCAGAACGAAUUCCAACUUGGCAAGGACGCGUCGGAGAAACCUUCCGUGAGAAAGGAGACCGUGCAAGAGUCCAAAGCUCGAGCCGAUGCGUCCACUACGGCGAUACCGGAACAAGAAAAAUUGAAUAACGGGGAUGUUGGAAGCGACGGAGAGUUUCAAACCGUCGCUCCUAAGAGCGCUAGGAGAAAAGAAAAGUUGAGGGAGCAACAAAGAGAACACAGAGAACGCCAUCGACAUCGCGACCACAGAAAUCGACUGCGAGGUCUUAGCGACGACAGUAAAGAGAGAACGACGAAGGAAAGAGACAGAACCGAAAGGAUCGGCAUGGAACACGUUCUUAAUAACAAGGAAGGUAUUAAAGAAAGGGAGACUCGAGAGGAAAACGAAGUCCAAGCGUUGGCUCCAGUGAAGUAUGUGGAGGCUCCUUUGCCAGCCGUCAAUCCUUGGACUAAAACGAAACCUCUUCAAUCUUCUGUUCAGCAACCGGUGGCUGCGCCUAGCGCAAGUGCGGUCUCUACGGACAAGCCAAGCGUAAAGGAGAAAAGAGUGUUGCAGCCUCAGCAGCAACGCUCGCAACAAGGGACAGUAGAAAAUGGACUCCCCACCGCAGCCGAGCCAACGAUCGUUAAAGUUUUAAAGGAUAGAAGAAAAGUCAACCAAAGGGCGAGCGAUUUCACGGAUAUCGGAGAUUGGCCAACGUUGGGAGCUCAAGAGAAGAAGACACCCGUGACAACUCCGAAACAAAAUGGUGUUGCCGAGCAAAAUAAUUCGAAGGAAAGCAAUGGACAUACGAUCGAGAGUAAAGGAAAGGAAAACAAAGAGCAUAAUCAAUGUCAGGAUGACAGCGAUGAACACACGGACAGUAGCGAAAAAAGAAAGAAAGUGAACAAACAAAAGUGGGUUCCAUUUGAUAUAGAUAUAACAAAAAAUAGAGGCAAGAGAGAACGCUCGCCAAAAUAUCAACACCAAAGAGAAAAAAAUAACGAAGAUGGAGAAACCUGGCGAGAUAGAGAAUACGAUAGACCAGGAUACAAUUUUAGGGGUGGUCGAGGUGGACGAAGCUUUAGGGGCAGAGGACGUGGUGGGCGUGGCGGCAUGUCUCGUGGUAACUUUAGACAUAGACACGAUCACGAUUAUUCCAAUUAUACCACGGAAUAUGCUCAGAUGCAAAAAUUUGGUCCACUCGAUCCAGCGUACAUGAUGCCAUACAUGGGAACGUUUUACUUUAGUAAUGCUAGUUUCAUCAACAUGGAUACAACGACGCUUAAAGAGUGCAUAAGAAAACAAAUAGAGUAUUACUUCAGCGAAGAGAAUCUGUUACGUGACUUUUUUUUGAGACGCAAAAUGGAUGCUCAGGGAUUCUUGCCCAUCACGUUGAUCGCAUCUUUUCAUCGCGUUCAAACUUUGACGACCGAUGUGUCUGUGGUGAUCGAGGCUAUAACGGAAUCGGAGAAAUUGGAGUUGGUCGAUGGAUUCAAGGUCAGAACAAGGAUCGAUCCAUUAAAGUGGCCCAUCCUGGAUGCAGCUGGGAAUCCCGUUUAUUCCGAUUCGUCCGACGCAUCGGUAUCCUCUCGAAACGAAGUAAUACAUCCUACAUCCGAGGUUGAAUUUUAUCCAGCUGCGAGACCCUUAUCGUCGAUUCCUGUUCCCCCAGUUCCUCGAAUCCUCCAAUCGAAUUACCAAUUACUAUCGACAAUAGGAAGAAUAAGCGAAUCCGAGAGUAUCUCAUCCUCUAUGGGCGAUAGUUUGAAUCCGGACGUGCCUGAAUUUAUACCCGUAGACAUGACAAGCAAGCUCACAUUGAGUAAACAAGUAAGUCAACAACGAGAAAACGGUCUAUCGAGAAAAGAUGAAAUAGUCAAAAUACCAAAUUCCGUUCUUCCUGAACCAUCGAGUAAUGAAUUGUCUCCACUGUCGACCAAUGAAUCGAGUAGCAGCGAGUCGAUAACCUUGAAUGAUAAAACGCACACAGAGAAUUGUAUCCCACCGAAAGUACAAAUCAACGACGAGAAGUCGCUAGCGCCUUCGUCGCCAUCCGAUAACAGUUGGAAAGAGGUAAAAAGGAGAGUGAAACAUUCGCAUAAAGAAAAAUCUGAAGAAAAGGAAAAGCCCGGCAUUCAUAAAAACGAGGAAAGAGAAGAAUUGGAUUUCCAAUUUGACGAAGAAUUGGACACACCACCACCGACUGGACGACACAAUGCUUUUUCCGAAUGGUCAGAGGACGACGAAGACUAUGAAUUAUCCGAUAGGGACGUUAAUAAGCUGUUGAUAGUUACGCAAAUGACUGUUCCGAAUUCGUCGAGGAUACCUAAACACGAGGGUCACGAUCGUACGGGCGAUUGGACAACGAGAGUAAAGAUGACGCAAGAUCUUGAACAGGCUAUCAAUGACGGAUUGUAUUAUUACGAAGAGGAUCUGUGGAACAAGGAUGGGCAAAGGUACGGUUCGUCGUCUUCGAUUAACAAUUACAAAACCGUAAACGUCAUCAGCCAAGAGGACUUCGAGAAAAUGGCGCCGAAGCCUCCAAGAAAAGCCAAUCCCGAAGUUCCUCCGCCUCCGCCGUCUGCCGUCGAGGACUUGGACAUCUCGCAGUCUCCUCCCGUACAAGUUCCUAACUCGUCGGAAGGCUCGACCAAAAGGGAAAGAAAGAACGAAAAGAAUCGUUGGAACGACAAAGCGAAAAACAGCAGAAGUGGAAGACGUGGAACCGUUCCAAGAUUCUUUGCGGUGGUCAAGGACGAACCAUCGGUCGAUCCCCGAACGCCGCGUAAACGAAAGACUCGUCACAGUAAUAACCCUCCUGUAGAACAUCACGUCGGUUGGAUAAUGGAUGUUCGGGAACACCGUCCACGUACUUACUCUACGGGAAGUAGCGCUGGAACGAGCCCCAGUGAAAGUUAUCUGGCAAGUAGUUACGGAAGCGCGCCCCAAUCCUUGCCGAUAUUCCAGCAUCCCAGUCACGCCUUGUUGAAGGAAAAUGGAUUUACUCAACAAGUCUAUCACAAAUAUCACUCGCGUUGUUUGAAAGAACGCAAAAGAUUAGGUAUCGGCCAAUCCCAAGAAAUGAACACGCUCUUCCGUUUCUGGUCGUUCUUCUUGCGAGAAAAUUUCAAUCGCACGAUGUACGAAGAAUUUCGAAAUCUAGCCAAAGAAGAUGCCUUGGAGGGCUACCGUUACGGAUUGGAAUGUUUAUUCAGAUUUUAUAGUUACGGCUUGGAGAGGAAAUUCAGACCGCAGCUGUACAAAGACUUCCAAAUCGAGACGAUAUACGAUUAUGAAAGUGGACAAUUAUACGGAUUGGAGAAAUUCUGGGCCUUCUUGAAAUACUACAAAAACUCUGACGACCUUCACAUCGAUCCGCAAUUACAAGAAUAUUUAUCCAAAUUCAAGAGUAUCGAAGACUUUAGGGUCGUAGAGCCCCAGAUUAACGAAAUGCUCCAAGGAUUCGCCACAAACGCCCGAGCACAAGCAGCGAAAAGACGUAACAGAAGUCUUUCCGAAAGUGGAAGUGGCAGUGGUACCGAUGGUUCUCCGAUAAGUAGAGUUCGACGGCUCUCGGGUGGUUCCAGUACGGUCACUUUACCAACGUCUAAUUCCGACGUUCCUAACAACCAAAAAUCGCGCGUUGACACGGUCAAUGUGUCACAUUUUCGUAGUAGGGCGGGUUCUUUCGGUUCCGGAAGAAUAGGACAUCCGAGACGAAAGAACGAUCCGGCUUCGUCGAGUAGUCAGCGUGAUCUCAGUAAACAACAACCGAGGAGUAGACAAAAUUCUUGUUCCCUCGCAAAGUCUUACGAGACGAGUAAGGUUCAAGCCACUGCCAGACAUCAGUCCAGUAACAAAAACGAACAGAAGUCUGUAACGAGUAAGGCCGAAGGGAGUUUGUCGGUAUAUCAAAAGUGAUUCGCUCGUUGGUAUCAUCACCUACGAACCAUCGUUUUUGUGCGGAAACAUUGAAGAGACAAGGUGAGGAAAAGUCUAUCGUUUGAAAUGGACUCGUGUAAAAACGUUCGCGAUCUUGGAAAAGGAUGAACGAGAGAGAGAGAGAGAGAGAGAGAGAGAGAGGGAUAAUGGUGUUCUCAAAAGAAAUUGUUCAAGGAUGUAAACACGAGAAGUAUCGUCUAUUGAAAGAUCGAUUGUCGUCGUCGGGACGUAUGCUUAAGCCUUAAACCGGUAUUUUAAAGCUCCUCGCAGCGAAACAUCCUACUCCGAGAAUUGUGCGAAUUAUAAGGUACGUCGUCAGUCGUGAAAAUGUUUUAGAAUUUUAUUUAACUUUUAAGAUGACAAUUUAACCCAUUUUUCAAUCCUUGCUUAGAAUGCCGUAGCUGUUAUCGCGUGAAAGAUUUUUACUCGAUUCCACUAAUUCCUUAGGACUUUCGUUAGAGGAACUGUGAGAACGAAUGAAAAAGUCGAUUGGUAAGAAAGCCAAUCAUAACCGUUUCUGUGAAAGAUCCAAAUCCUUAUUUUGUUUAUUCUCUUGCGUGCAUAAUUAUUUGUCUUUGGUGGAUGAGUAGCUAAAAUUUCUUUUUAAAUCGAUCUUUUACGGACUGAUUAACGUGUUGAAAAUUG
This is a messenger RNA of Vespula pensylvanica (western yellowjacket), 5896 nucleotides long. It is a transcript of the gene larp, whose product is annotated as la-related protein 1B. Gene Ontology annotation, molecular function: RNA cap binding. The coding region runs from base 1013 to 5230 and encodes 1405 amino acids. Lineage: Eukaryota; Metazoa; Arthropoda; Insecta; Hymenoptera; Vespidae. Gene Ontology annotation, biological process: positive regulation of translation; mRNA stabilization. The record is from RefSeq and is a predicted model, not a curated record. Gene Ontology annotation, cellular component: cytoplasmic stress granule; cytosol. The transcript is spliced from 17 exons.